Messenger RNA from Salpingoeca rosetta, 1093 nucleotides. Its product is annotated as methionine sulfoxide reductase A. NCBI's taxonomy places the organism in Eukaryota, Choanoflagellata, Craspedida, Salpingoecidae. Gene Ontology annotation, molecular function: peptide-methionine (S)-S-oxide reductase activity. The coding region runs from base 265 to 663 and encodes 132 amino acids. The transcript is spliced from 3 exons. The record is from RefSeq and is a predicted model, not a curated record.
CUUGUCGCUGUUUCUUCUUCCUCCACACACGCACUUCUCUUCUCACAACACCCACCACCUUCCUUCCUUCUUUCCUUCCUUCCUUCCUUGUCCUUCUGUCUGUGCUGUGUUGUUGUGCUGAUGGGGUGCAUCAUGAGCCUGGAGAACUCUGGAGGCUCGUCAACGGGGUGCCCGUUGAUUGAAGUGAAAACACCCUCGGACAAGCUGCAGACGGCGACGUUUGCGCUUGGCUGAUUUUGGGGACCCGACGUGGCCUUUGCAACAAUGCCUGGGGUGUUGCGAACUCGCGUCGGGUACACGGGUGGGCACAAGAGCAACCCCACCUACUACAGCCUCGGAGAUCACACAGAGGCUGUGCAGAUUGAAUUCGACCCCAAGGUCGUCACAUUCGAACAGCUCCUCGACAAGUUCUGGGUGCAGCAUGACGCGUCACGCAAGUCCAGCCGCCAGUAUCAGAGCGCGUUGUGGUACCAGACAGAAGACCAGAAGCAGGCCAUUCUCAAGGCAAUUGAGGCCGAGGAGAAGAAGGCUCGCUAUCGCGGGCGCAAGAUUGCGACACACGUCGCUCCACUUGGCCCCUUCUACCUCGCAGAGGACUACCACCAGAAAUACUUGGACCGCUCCCUGCUCGGCCCCUCUACUGAGCACGGAAACUCUCUUUGAUUGCGUGGUGCCGCCGAUCAAGCCCACGCCGCACGCCUGCGCGUCAUUACUACGAUGACCGCUCACACACAUACACACACACACACAUACACACACACUUACACACAACCUUUGUUGUGCCUUCUGCUUUUUCAUGUUCUGUACCAAUGCGACCACGUUACAUCUCAGCAGCAUGCGCGAGUGUAUGCUGGCAUUGAAUGGGUGAUUGUUUUGUCCAUGCUUUGUGAUGCUGUUGCCGUAAAGCACUGUGUUGCCGGCCUCAGCUGAUGUGCUUCGGUUGUGCACGGCUCAUUGGUUCACUUUCCCCCCAGGCCACUUUUGUUUUGCCCUCGAACCUCUGCUGUGUUUGACCCAUGCACGCUGGAUGAUUCACGUCACACACCAUCACCACCACAUGCACGAAUGUCACAAUUAAAGCACUCAAGUGUUG